Nematolebias whitei (Rio pearlfish) is the source of this 1533-nucleotide messenger RNA. RefSeq names its product protein unc-13 homolog A. Gene Ontology annotation, molecular function: syntaxin-1 binding; diacylglycerol binding; calmodulin binding. Bases 1 to 1014 code for a protein of 337 amino acids. The record is from RefSeq and is a predicted model, not a curated record. The transcript has 9 exons. Gene Ontology annotation, cellular component: neuromuscular junction; plasma membrane; presynaptic active zone cytoplasmic component. Gene Ontology annotation, biological process: synaptic transmission, glutamatergic; dense core granule priming; synaptic vesicle maturation. Lineage: Eukaryota; Metazoa; Chordata; Actinopteri; Cyprinodontiformes; Rivulidae.
AUGUGGGACGGAGAGCUGAGAAGGAUUAGAGUCCUGUCUUUGUUUGCUAAGAUCUGUGAGAAGACUGUGCUGAAACGUGUGCUCAAGGAGCUGUGGAAGCUGGUGAUGAACACCAUGGAGAAAACCAUCGUUCUGCCGCCACUCACAGACCAAACGGGGAGGCUGAAGAAUGCUUCUCACAGUGAUGGCACUCAGCUCAUCUUCAACGCUGCCAAGGAGCUCGGACAGCUGUCUAAGCUGAAGGAGCAUAUGGUUCGUGAAGAGGCCAAAGCUUUAACGCCCAAGCAGUGUGCUGUGAUUGAGCUGGCUCUGGACACCAUCAAGCAAUAUUUCCAUGCUGGUGGUGUGGGUCUGAAGAAGACCUUCCUGGAGAAGAGUCCAGACCUCCAGUCUCUCCACUACGCUCUGUCCCUCUACACACAGGCCACUGAUAAACUCAUUAAGACUUUCGUCCAAUCACAAAACGCCCAAGGAUCUGGGGUGGAGGACGCUGUGGGAGAAGUGUCCAUCCAUGUGGAGAUUUUCACUCAUCCAAACACCGGAGAGCACAAAGUCACAGUGAAAGUGGUGGCUGCUAACGACCUGAGGUGGCAGACGCAAGGAAUAUUCCGCCCGUUUGUAGAGGUCUAUAUCAUCGGUCCUCAUCUGAGCGACAAAAAGAGGAAGUAUGCCACCAAGUCCAAAAACAACAGCUGGGCUCCCAAAUAUAACGAGACCUUCACUUUCACUCUGAGCAACGAGGUGGGCCCUGAGUGCUACGAGCUGCAGGUGUGUGUGAAGGACUACUGCUUCGCUCGAGAGGACCGCACCGUGGGCAUGGCUGUCCUGCAGCUGAAGGACGUGGCAUCGAAGGGCAGCGUGGCCUGCUGGCUGCCGCUGGGUAAACGCAUUCACAUGGACGAGACGGGCCUCACCGUCCUGCGCAUCCUCUCCCAACGCAAUAACGACGACGUGGCCAAGGAGUUCGUCAAGCUCAAGUCGGACCAGCGCUCAGCUGAAGAAGGCCGCAGCUAAAAGGAAAACUUAAAACAUCAGACGCCUGGAGCUCCUCUGAGCCGCUGCAAGUCACUGCCCUGAUGAUCCACAGGUGUAAAAGCACAUCACUACACAUCCAAUACUGUAAAUACAGCAACGCACCACACUCUUCCUUAAAACAACACGAGUGUCUUUAUUGUUGCUGAUGUUUUAAACCAUCACAGAGUUUACUCAGAGCAUGUUUCUCCUCUGCUUUAUUCACAGAGGAGAAACACACACACUCUUAUUUGACCAGUCAAAGGAAGGGCUUUGUAGCCUUUAAUAUCUCGGCUUUCUUUCUUACGUUCUCCUGCCUCUUGACCUCCUCUCCUCUCUGCUUUUUCCUAUCUUUGAUCCCGGUACGAGUCCAGCUUAGAGAAGGGACCACAAGUGCCAACAGAUAAUCGCUAAAAGCUGCCAAGACCAACCCCGAGCACAACAGAACAAAUAAUCAUACAUGUAGAACGGCUGCACGACCUCAAACAUGCCUCGUGUUAGGUGGGAAACACACAGGCACAA